GGGUACCUUUCACCCGGACGUCUUUGUCUGCAGUCCGCGCACCAUUUUGAACGCAGUCACCAGAGGCAACCAGCAACACGGCCUCCUUUUACCUGACAGGUACCCAUCUUCUAACCAACAAACGAUGAGAAUUUCUACCAAGCCGCACCAGCAGAAACGAUCGUCCGCCAAGUGAGGAACCAGGCGUAAGUUUUUCCCGUGCAAAAGUGCGAAGCAAAAAAGCGACCAAGCCAAACCUCGUCGAGAAGCGACAGAAGAAAAAAGCGCAGAGUGUGGACAAGUUCUUGUGAGUGGAGUGCUUUUCCUUCCUCAUCCCAAUUAAUUUCAGUACAAACGAUAUAAGUAUUUCACAAAACAAUGAGUGGUGCCCGUGUUUAUGUCGGCGGACUUCCGUAUGAUGUCCGGGAGCGCGAUUUGGAACGCUUUUUCAAAGGCUACGGAAGAAUUACGGAGAUUCUGAUCAAAAAGGGCUACGGGUUUGUUGAGUUCGAAGAUUACCGUGACGCGGACGAUGCCGUCUAUGAGAUGAAUGGCAAAAAGCUGCUGGGUGAGAGAGUGACCAUCGAACCGGCCAGGGGAACUGCCCGUGGUUCCGGAUCGCGUCGUGACCGUGAACGUCGUGGUGGACGUUCCCGUUUCGGUCCUCCAUUGCGCACCAAGCAUCGCUUGAUAGUGGAGAACCUGUCCUCCCGGAUCAGCUGGCAGGACCUGAAGGAUUAUAUGCGCCAGGCGGGAGAAGUGACCUAUGCCGAUGCCCACAGAGAUCGGAAGAACGAAGGUGUUGUUGAGUUUGCUACCGCUUCGGAGAUGAAGGCCGCCAUCAAACAAUUGGACGAUACGGAACUUAAUGGACGUCGCAUCCGUUUGCAGGAGGACCGUGGAGGACGUGGUGGUGGUGGCGGCCGCGGAGGUCGUAGCAGAUCCCGCUCGGAUAGUCGCUCUCGAUCUCCAUCCAGACGUCGUUCCCGAUCGGCAUCUCGCUCCCGGUCUCGAUCCCGUUCCCGCUCAAAGAGCCGUUCGCAGUCCAAGAAUGGCCGGAAAUCUCGCUCGCAGAAGCGUGACCGGGAUGCAUCCCGUUCCAGAUCCCGUGAUGCUGAUCACAAGUCAAAGUCCCGUUCCAAGAGCCGUGAUCGUGCUCGUGAUGAUCGCCGUUCGCGCUCUCGUUCCAAGGUGGAAAAAUCACGUUCCCGUUCGGCAAGCCGGUCCCGCUCCAAGGACAAGAAGCCGGAACGUUCCCAGAGCCGUGAUCGUGCAGAUCGUUCUCGUUCCCGAUCGGAACGUCGCUCUCGUUCGCGGUCAAAGUCCAAGGAUGCUCGGUCCCGCUCUCGCUCCCGGUCAUACUCCCGUUCCAGAUCCCGAUCCCGCGACAGUCGCUCCCGCUCUCCAGAAAACCGCGGAAGAUCCCGCUCGGCUUCGGCCGGUAACAACGAUCAGAGUAUGGAAGAUUAAAUGGACAUACUUGCGCGAUCGAAUGCUUUUAUUGAAUAAUGAUUACACACAACUUACUGAAACAACAACACUGAUGUAUAACAAUAUUUUGAUUUGAAAUACAACAUAACCAACCUAAAAGAAAGCAUGUUUUCUUUUACUCUGUACUGUAGGUUUGAGAUCCAAAUGAAGUAAUAAAAAAAACUGUAAAACUGA
Molecule: messenger RNA, 1644 nt
Organism: Aedes aegypti (yellow fever mosquito)
Lineage: Eukaryota; Metazoa; Arthropoda; Insecta; Diptera; Culicidae
Product: serine-arginine protein 55-like
Exons: 2
Coding region: 358-1449 (363 amino acids)
Biological process (GO): mRNA splice site recognition; alternative mRNA splicing, via spliceosome
Cellular component (GO): nucleus; ribonucleoprotein complex; cytoplasm
Molecular function (GO): mRNA binding
Source: RefSeq, a predicted model, not a curated record